Aspergillus oryzae RIB40 is the source of this 573-nucleotide messenger RNA. RefSeq lists its product as uncharacterized. The transcript has 2 exons. Bases 1 to 573 code for a protein of 190 amino acids. The record is from RefSeq and is a predicted model, not a curated record. Lineage: Eukaryota; Fungi; Ascomycota; Eurotiomycetes; Eurotiales; Aspergillaceae.
AUGGCUACUCACGUUCUCACCGCCACCACAACUCCUGCCAACCCGAUCUCGGUGUAUGGCAACCCGUCCCCGGUGAACACCGCCAGUAACUCUCCUACUUCCCCCCGUCAGCAGUAUCUGCCCUUGCAGACCCGUCAACUGCGUCCACCCAAGGGACCUCUCUAUGUUCCCGCUGCCCUGCGCCCGACCGAGCGCCCUCAGAAGGCUUCUCCUCCUUCCCCCCCUCGCAGUGUUCAUGGUUCCCUCGACAGCUUGAAUGACGGCAGCGAGGAACCCCAGCCGGCCCUGACCCGUCGUUCCACCAUCGAGAGUGCGGUGAGCGAUGGAAUCAGCAAGUUAGCCCAGGAUGAAUGGAUGAAACAUGAGCAUCUUGGUGAAGUCACUGGUCUUCCUACGAGAGAGCACUGGAAGAACAUACUGGCUUUCGCUUCGGCGUCCCGUCUGGAUUUAGCAUUUCGGUUACUUGCACGGAGUUCGGAUCUGGUUUUCACUUUACGGCUUAUGGCUUUCUUCUUCCGGCGUUCAGCUCGCUGCCACUCGAUCGUCAUAGAAACGGGGGGUUGUUCUUUCUAA